Symbiodinium sp. CCMP2456 is the source of this 1488-nucleotide messenger RNA. The record is from the annotation of a GenBank genome assembly. NCBI's taxonomy places the organism in Eukaryota, Dinophyceae, Suessiales, Symbiodiniaceae.
AUGGCCAAGUUCAAGAAUGUCCUUGACACGCAGAUGAAGGAAUUCAGGCAGAUGCAGGAUGAUGAGGAACGGGCACGACAGCAAGAACGUCAGGACAUGCUCAACCAAGUCAAGGAGAAUCAGCGACUUGCUGCAGCAGAAAAGGCACAUCACGAUGCGGUGAGGGACAAGGCCAAGAGCAUCAACGAGCAGAGCCUGGAAAGCUUGCGAAGACGACGGAAGGCAGACGAGGACAGGCGGCAGCGCGAGCAAGAUUGCAUGCUGAAAUGGCUGCACAACGAAAAUGAGCGUCUUCGCCAGCAGCGCAUCGCAGACGCGGAAGAGUAUGCUCGGAAGUGCAAGCAAGCACAGGACGAGAUGCUAGAAGCCAUGGAAGAAGCAGCUAGAAGAAAAAAGGCACGACAGGAUGAAGAUAAGGCUUUCGCGAUGGCCGGGGAGCAGGCUGCAGACGAUGCGGAGGCAAGAAAUCGAGCAGCCGUCCAAGCCAGAAUGGAUCAGAUUGAGAGGAACUGCCAGACGAUCGGAGCCGACAUCGCCGGGCGCGAUGCGCGACUUGAAGCCGAGCUCCAGGCGAAAAUCCAGAAGAUCCAGGAUGAUGCCGACCAGGCGGCGAAAGAGGACGCGGCCCGGCGCAAGGCAGACCGCGAUGCCAAGGUCAAAGACAUGCUCGACACCCUGAACCUGCAGAUGAUGCAGCGAGACGACGAAGCGCAGAGGGAGAAGGAGGACGGAAUCAAGCAGGCUCGGCUCUUCCAGGAGCAGUACGAGCAGGGACUUGCAGCAGACAGGGCCAAGGAAGAGAAGGCCCGACAAGCCCGAUUAGCCAUGGAUGCCAAGCUGGUGGAGAAGAUGAGGUCCGCGUGGCGUCUGAAACUUGACCACUCGAGCAAUGCAGGUAGCUGCCCCAGCGUUAGCGUUCGCACGUGUUGUGUACCUGAACCUUCGCUAGAGUUGGCCUACAACCGUGGCCUCUACGAGCAGAUGGCUGUGGAGGGCUUCAUGAUGCCCCUGACAUCGAAGUUCCUGCCCCAGGCCACCCAUACCGGGAAGCUGGAUCCACAUCCCUCCUGCGGCCGCUACACAGGUGAGAUUGAUGUUGGAGGUGCGUCAAGUCGACUGACGGCCACUCUGCUCGAGGGUCUUGGUCAGCUCUCGGGCAAAAGUUCCAGUUCCAGCAGCGCCAACAUACGAACAACUCAAGACUCUCGACGAAGGGCUGCGCUGAAACAGCGCCUGAAGCAGUUUCACCCGUCCGACUGUGAGCACCGAAGUUGUGCCGGCAUAAGCAUCAGAUCUGCUAGCUGUUCAGUCUGCAGGGUCUGGUUCCUGAUCUUGGCAAUGCUGCGAUUGAUGGCGAUUGAUCCUGGUGUUGUUGAAGAUGGUGGGGAUGAGAGGAACGAUUAUGAUGCGGGCGAUGCGGGAGAAGAAGCAGAUGUUCAUACGCACCACACGUUGUUGAUUCGGGUGGUGACGAUGAAGUGGACUUAA